Messenger RNA from Endocarpon pusillum Z07020, 282 nucleotides. RefSeq lists its product as uncharacterized. The transcript is spliced from 2 exons. Lineage: Eukaryota; Fungi; Ascomycota; Eurotiomycetes; Verrucariales; Verrucariaceae. The record is from RefSeq and is a predicted model, not a curated record. Bases 1 to 282 code for a protein of 93 amino acids.
AUGGAUCUAGAGGAACAAAUUCAUGAAAGCAAUGGCGACGGCGUCACACCUGUGACUCUACCGUUGGACAACCCGGGUGAGACUGAAAGGCGAGAUGUUGCGCAUGAGGCAUCGAGCUUCACACAGCCAAGACGAGUAGACACUGAACAACGCAUCGAUGGCCUUGAUCAGGCUACGAGCCCUGCAACACAGCAGAACAACAUGGGAGACGAACGCCAAGUCCUACGGGGCUCGGCCAGGACUACUGCAAUCUCACCGGUCGAGGUCCAAGACAUCAAGUAG